This is a messenger RNA of Trichomonas vaginalis G3, 486 nucleotides long. RefSeq lists its product as uncharacterized. NCBI's taxonomy places the organism in Eukaryota, Parabasalia, Trichomonadida, Trichomonadidae. Bases 1 to 486 code for a protein of 161 amino acids. The record is from RefSeq and is a predicted model, not a curated record. The transcript has a single exon.
AUGGCAAAGAUGAGACAAGUUUUAAAUAUUUACAAUAGCCGUAAACAAAAAGGUUUGGGAAACCACUCCCCCGAAGAAAUGAAAAACAACCCUGACUUAGAGAAAGACUAUAUAUUUAAUAAUUUAGUCAAAAGAGACAAACAAGAAAGAAUGCCGGGCUUCAAACUUCAGAAAGGUGACAAAGUAAAAAUAGAAAUACCUAAACGCGACCCAUAUGAAAAUACUAUUGACUAUGACAACAAUGGGAACCCGACAGGUACUCACAUUCGUGUUCGUAAAAAUAGAAGAAAGUAUACAAGAGAAUAUUAUGAAGUUUUAGGCAAACAUGGCAAAAUGUACAGACUGCAAGCAGAAGAUAAAACUACUAUUGUCAGACCUCGUUUCAAACUUGUCAAAGUUCAAGGUGGUAUACUUUCAAAGACAGUUCCUAACAAAUAUAAGACAACUCCUGACGAAUAUGCUAAAGAAGUUGAAAAUGACGACUAA